UAAUAUUGAGCUUGGGAAUUAGAGGGAGAAUCAGCUCGAAGCGAGCGGAGGAUACGAGGGGACGGACGAUUAUCUCAUUAUCCAGCGGUUGCUCUUCCAACUAUGUGGCCACAGUCAACAGUUUGAUGACGCCGAUUGUAUCCAGUGCUCACACGCUGCUCUCGUAGAUGAUGGGAGUUUAUUUGUCCAUUCCAUUGCACUUUCUGUAGGAGUUGCUUGGUUAACAAUGUGUGGGUCCCACACGGCAUGGAAUGUAGCCUGAGCUGGUAUCAUUCAGAUCUCACUUCCCCGGCCGCGCUGCGAAAGAAACUGUUGCUGCUUUUCACCAUGCUCCUCCUCUGGCUCUACAUCCUCUACUCUUGCGCCGGGCUCUGCCUCUCCAUGCCCAACCUGGUCUACGACUACGAGACGGCCCGGCAGAAGUCAGCCACAGUGCCUGGAGCCGGGGUCUCGGAGCUGAGGUCCAAGCUGCUGCUCCGAGCCCAGCAGGCAGGUGAGGCGGCUCCCGGCUUCAUGCCCGCUUCCAGAGACUUGCUGCAGGACGACGUGGCGGCGGAGCAGACCGAGAGCCCGACGGCCGCCAGCGGACACUCGCAGAAGCCGCUUGAUCUCAACCUGGGCGGCUUCGGGGCGAAGAAACUCCCGCAGGCGAUCAUCAUCGGGGUGAAGAAGGGAGGCACCCGGGCUCUGCUCGAAUUUCUCCGGGUCCACCCCGACAUCAGGGCGGUGGGAGCUGAGCCGCAUUUCUUCGAUCGACACUAUGACAAGGGGAUGGAGUGGUAUAAGGACCUGAUGCCUAAGACACUGGACGGUCAAAUCACCAUGGAGAAAACUCCCAGUUACUUUGUCACUAAGGAAGCAGCUGCUCGAAUCUAUGCAAUGUCCAAGGAUGCCAAACUAAUAGUGGUGGUUCGGGAUCCUGUCACUCGGGCUAUCUCUGACUACACACAAACUCUCUCAAAAAAGCCCGAUAUCCCCAGUUUUGAGAGCUUGACUUUCAAAAACAGGACUACAGGCCUGAUUGACACUUCAUGGAGUGCUAUUCAAAUUGGCAUCUAUGCCAAGCACCUGGAGAAUUGGCUGCAGUACUUCCCAAUGCGUCAGAUCCUGUUUGUGAGUGGAGAGAGGCUGAUCAGUGACCCAGCAGGAGAACUAAGCAGGGUGCAAGACUUUCUGGGUCUGAAGAGAAUUAUCACAGACAAACAUUUUUACUUUAACCAGACCAAGGGCUUUCCUUGCUUGAAGAAGCCAGAGGGAAGCAGCAAGCCCCAUUGUCUGGGCAAAACAAAAGGCAGAACCCAUCCCAACAUUGAUCCAGAGGUGGUUCAGAGACUGAGAGACUUCUAUAGGCCUUUCAACAUGAAAUUUUACCAAAUGACAGGACAGAACUUUGGCUGGGACUAAGGUCAAUUUAACUUAGUAAUGACUAUAGAGACAUGUGAAUUUAUUGCUAUAUAUUAUAUAUAUAUGUAACUUGUACAGAAAUCUAUUUUAUAAUAAUUUAUUUUUAAUUCUUAAGCAAUUAAUUCACUAAGCUGCCUAACCACAUUGUACACUGUAUAUAGAUCAGCCCAUAUCUUCUAACAUUCCACAAUUUUAUUUGCAUUGCUCAUUGAUGGUGCUGUCUUUCAUUGAUUAAGUUUUAAUAUCUAAAAGCACAUUUUUUUGUUACGGGUAUUCAGUGUUCAUAAGAUCUAACGGUUGGACAUUUGAUUCCUUGCUGAUAAACAUUGACUGAAUGCAGAAAGCUGCUGCAGUACAAGUCCAUCAUGAAUGCAAUGAGCGGUCAGUUUGUAUAUCUCAGAGCAGAAAAUGCACAUGGCAGACAAACAAAUCUACUUUGCCUGUCAACAACAAGAAGGAAGACUAUAAAUUAAUUCACUGCCAUACCUUGUUUAAAUCACAGUUGGCACUGUAGUGUCCAAGACCUGUAAUGAACAGAUAAUUAUCAGUGUCUUGUUGCUUAAAUCCUUUAGUUUGUCUUCUGUCCCUAAGUUCACAGAUUCCAUGUUUCUUUUUGAUUUUUAUGGCAUGAAUUACUGUUAGAUUAACAACAACAAAGUCUGUCAAUCUGAGCAGCUUGAGUAAAUGGCAAUCCCCGAAUGGAUUAACAGAUAUGUUGGAAUCACCGUUCUCCCCCCAACAAAAUAGGACUCAGCUUUGAAAGAUGUCCAUUUAUUUCCCCUACUAUAAUUCAACAUAAGUAUAAUUAAAAUUUCUUAAUUAGUUUGUGAUCUGCAGACUGAAAUUUUUUCUCACCCCUUUAAUCCUAAUGUUAUAACUCUGUUGCAAGAAGAUAGUGAUUAUUUGAUAGUGGCAGCAGUAAGGUUGCUGUUGCCUUGAGUAAUUAAAAAUGGGAUGUCCAACAUCCUCAUUGUCAGUUCAGAUCUUACCUGUGCUCCUGGUGUAACUCUGGGGUGAACUGGUUGUGCAAUUGACCAUUUUCCUUCUCAAUGGUAAAUACUGAGUAAAUAUAGUUUAUAAAAUAUGAGGAAGAACUGCUGCUGUCAUUUCAAGCUGUACCGUGUCCAAUUGUUGCAUGAAGCAGUUUGUUCAAAGCCAAGAAUUGAUUUGUCCCUGUAGAAAUCCUGUGUAAGUGAUUGCAAAACAACAUGGAAUGGCUUGGUAAUAGGGAAGGUCUACUUUGGCUCAAAUUAUGCUUGUGCUUUUCAGAAAAGGAAGAUUGAAAUGAAGGCGAAAGCCUGCACUGACACAUUAUUUGUGUUACUUGGGUGCUGGCUGCUUUCAAACCUUUGCUAGAUCCUAUGGUUUUGUUUAGGUCCACAGUGGGAAAGCCACAAGGCCCAUAAUGAUGAAAUCUCUAACAAUGUUUUUCAAACUUCCUUCUCUGUUUUAUCGACAAAAUGCUGCCUGUUUCUUUUACUUAUUAAAAAAAAAGUGAGCCUCUUACCAGAUGUCUGUUAUUUAGUCUUCAUCCAUGCUGAUCUAUUAAGGUUAGCUAGAAAUUUUGCUAAUGAACAAAACACAACUUUCCUGUCUAUUUUUUAUUUGGAUUUUUGUUAAGAUUCUCAUUUUGUUUGUUAACUGAUUUUUACCCCUGGAUUCAGGUCUUUUAGUUCUUUAUAAAGUCACAAUUGCUUUUAAGAUUAGAAAAUUUCCUCCAAGAUGCCAUCAUUCAGAGACAAAAACUGUUCCUAUACAAAAUGGAAGCUAUCUAUAACAUGUUGAAUGCACUGAGGCUGCAAUGAAAUGCUUUACAUUGCUGUUUUGCCAUUGAAAUGAAUUAUACAUCUGCUAAGUUCAGCCCAAUGCAUGAGAUCACGGUGUAUCCAAUCCAUUGUCUUCCGAAAGGUAAAUUUGUACCUUGACAUGGUGGUUAGCUAUCAGUUUGUAAUAAUAAGUAUGUGGCUGAGUUUUAUUCAGCUUGCAUUCAAAAGUACGUAUAUUAGCAAAUUUCUUCUGAUAAUAUUGUACUUUAGAAUAGUUAAAGUGUAAAAAAAUAUGUAAAUCAAGUAUUUUGUGGUAUGUACAACAGAAAAUUAAUUUUACACAGAUAAAAAUGUUUCUUUCUAGGAAUUUGAAAAUAAAGCAUUCUGUUUCUUGUUAUGAAGAAACAAAUAAAAUAUAUUUUACC
This is a messenger RNA of Pristis pectinata (smalltooth sawfish), 3595 nucleotides long. RefSeq names its product heparan sulfate glucosamine 3-O-sulfotransferase 3B1-like. The record is from RefSeq and is a predicted model, not a curated record. Gene Ontology annotation, molecular function: [heparan sulfate]-glucosamine 3-sulfotransferase activity. The transcript is spliced from 2 exons. Bases 247 to 1404 code for a protein of 385 amino acids. Lineage: Eukaryota; Metazoa; Chordata; Chondrichthyes; Rhinopristiformes; Pristidae.